AGGGUUUUCGCCAGAAGUUGACAAAAAGUAGAAAUGAACACGAAGUGGGUCCGAUCAGAUCGCAAGCCACAGCCGGGUCAGAGCUGUUUAUCUUCUUCUUCGUAAACUCGACGAAAUUUCAGUAAAAUAGUUUGCGCCACAAGAGAUUAGGGUUUUAAAAACUAAAAUUCCCAAAAUUAAGCUAAUUUAAACCUCACAAAAAUCUUCUUCUCUGGUUACUCUGCUAUCAUAUUAAAAAACACGAGCUCCAGCCUCCUUUUCUUUUUAAUCUCAAAAAUCAUUCCUGAAAAUUGUGGAAGAAAAGGAACAAAUUUACGAAGAUGUCAAGCAGUUGUUCUUUUUGUUGUAGACCCAUAAAUUUAUGCCCGAUUAAAACUGUGAUGUCACCAGGAAAAGUGGAAUUUAUAACGCCAAGAACGGUUAGGUUUCAUUUUGGAAGAAUUAGGGCUUCAAAGGUGGAGUCUUAUGGGAGCUCUCCUGAUUUUGUUGAACGCAUGGAACGUGCCUGGUUGAUUUCUCAGCAACCAAGGCCUGUUGCUUGUUCCUCUUGUGAUUCAAAUGGGAAUGUCGAAUGCAAAUGGUGCAGUGGAACUGGUUUCUUUAUUAUCGGCGAUAACAUGCUGUGUCAAGUCCCUUCAAGAAACACAGCUUGUGUUAUCUGUGCAGGAAAGGGUUCUGUAUGCUGUUCUGACUGCAAAGGAACUGGCUUCCGUGCGAAAUGGCUUGGGGAACCUCCAGUUGCCAAAUAAUAGCAUGACAUUUGUGGCAAUUGUGCAAAGGUUGCUGCUGCAUUGAACAGCUGAAUUUCUGUGGUUACAGCUUGAAAUCAACUAUGUGGUGGAAUUUGCCAGCUUAACAUCUUUAACAUAUAAUUUAUACGGGUCUAUAACAGUGAUUUUCCACCUCCUUUUUGUGUUUAUAAAUGUGAUACAGUUCCAUUAUUUCAUUAUGUCAACAAAAUAUCAAUUGAUUUGUAGAAUGAACACUGAAGUGCUCAAUAGACCAUAUAGAUUGAUGUUUCCAUUUUGUGCCUUUAUUGAACACUGAGCAAGUUCACAUUGUGAUUA
Olea europaea var. sylvestris is the source of this 1067-nucleotide messenger RNA. RefSeq lists its product as uncharacterized. The transcript has 3 exons. Bases 321 to 749 code for a protein of 142 amino acids. Lineage: Eukaryota; Viridiplantae; Streptophyta; Magnoliopsida; Lamiales; Oleaceae. The record is from RefSeq and is a predicted model, not a curated record.